GAUCAGUCUAGUACCGGCGCAGAGGUUGAGCUACAAAAGACCUCAAUAGCGAUACUUGAAGAGGUGGCAACUAUCUAAGACACACAGGAAUCAAGACAAUUCACCCUUUUACACUUUUUUUUUACACAGCACCUCAGCCUACCAUGAAAGUCUUCCGCUUCCUCGGCCCCGACAAAGGUCUUGUCCUCCAGGAUGUCCCCAUUCCAUCUCCAGGCCUCGAAAGGGCCAUCAUCUGCGUCAAAGCCGCGGGGCUCUGCCACUCAGACACCCACGUCCUCCACGGCGGCGGCGCAGCGUGGAUGUGCGCGCUGCCCGUGACGUUGGGUCACGAGGUCUCCGGCAUCAUUACCGAGUUAGGAGACUCUUCAAGCACAUCAUUCAAGAAAGGCGACCGUGUAGCUGUUGCCUGUGUGGGCCAUCCGAUCCAAGAGAGAGACUUUCAGGAAGCCUUAGGUGUCGGCUGCGACGGCGCGUACGCCGAAUAUGCUCUCGCUCCUGUUAAGAAUCUCGUCAAGAUUCCGGAGCAUGUUGGAUUUGCCGAGGCUGCUGUGGCCACGGAUUCCGUUGCCACUGCCUACCACGCCGUCGUCGCCGAGGGUCGAGUAUCUGCAUCACACACGGUUGCUGUCAUUGGUCUAGGUGGUUUGGGGUUGAACGGACUGGCGAUUGCCGCACACCGCGGUGCUAGAGUCUUUGGCGUCGACAUCAACACGGAUAAGUUUGAACAGGCCAAGGAGUUCGGCGCUCUCGACUGUGCCAGAGAUUUGAGAAUGUUCUCAAAAGAAACUUUCGAUGGUAUCCUGGACUUUGCAGGAGCUCAGAAGACGGUGGAGGCUGCGAUAUCCUCAGUGAGACCUUGUAUGAGCAAGAGAUCGUUCAUGUUCAUAUAGAGGCCACUUUCGGUCAAUAUCCAAUCCCAUAAUAUCAUAAGCGACUCACGGUUGGGCAUCGUCGCGCACACUACAACUUCUACUUUGCGGAAGCGCAGAUCUACAGGCAUUACGGGCGUGGUCAAUACAAGGUACUCGUGCGAUGCCGCCUCCGGUUCCGGAGGUUCAUGUCGGAGAAUCGGAGCGGGCCCGAAGAUCGCGGCGUAGCUGAUCCGGAGUAUUUGAGUCAUUAAGACGGAAGCAAUGCGGAGCGAUUCUUCAAGAUCUCAGUUCUUCGGUCCAUGUCAUGAGCAUGCAAGGCAGCGGUGCACCCUCCACAGUAGGACUGAGUCAUCGCCCUGGCAUAUCAAGAACAAAAACCGACGAUGGCAUCGUUCGAUGCGAGGAAGCAAUGCGGCGUUCUGUCCG
Molecule: messenger RNA, 1298 nt
Organism: Colletotrichum acutatum
Lineage: Eukaryota; Fungi; Ascomycota; Sordariomycetes; Glomerellales; Glomerellaceae
Product: chaperonin 10-like protein
Exons: 2
Coding region: 144-890 (248 amino acids)
Molecular function (GO): zinc ion binding; oxidoreductase activity
Source: RefSeq, a predicted model, not a curated record